GUGAGGCCGGCAGCUGCACUCGGAAAAGGCCACGGCUCUUGACGGCAGGGAGCUGCGACGUCGUCUGCCGGCGACGUCAGAUCACUUGGGAAGAUGGCCGCCUUGUCUGUCGGCACUUCAAGGCACUAAGAGGGAAGCGGGGGAAACGAAUGAUUAACGGAAAAUGAAAACAAUCGAAUCAAAGGUGAUUAUCGCUUUAUGGAUUUUUGCCCUCGGGACGUCGCAAGUACUGGUCGAAGCAAGGCGUGCCCCCAAAGCAAUGCACACCGCACACCUUAAGGACAGUAAAAAGACUAAAACCUCGUAUUCUUCCAAUGUCUGCAAAACAAAAGCCUGCGAACACAGGGCCAAAUACAUCACGGCUGCCCUAAACAAGGACUACAAACCGUGCGAUAGUUUCUACGACCACGUUUGCAGCAACUGGAUGUUCUACAACCCGAUUCCUGACGACAAGAGCACCGCCAGCGUCCUGGAAGGACUCGACGACAAGUUGACGGAAGACCUCAAAGGAAUAUUUGAGAAUACGACGUACAAGAUCGAGGACCAAAACGCAACUGACAAAGUCCUAGGCUCUUACAAGAACUGCAUGAACACAUCGAUUCCCGAGGCCACCCAGUUCUACGCCUUGAUAGACGUGCUGAAGCGGGUCGGCGGAGAGUACUGGCCCGUCUGGCCACCGCCAAAGUCACGAGAGGUUCUGCCCACGUGGGACCAGCUCUACACCAAGAUUCACAACGAGUUUGCCGUCAACUUGCUCUUCAUUGUAGGGGUAAACAAGGACCCCAAGAACGUAUCCAACAAAAUCAUCAGCAUAGAGCGGCCAUCAGCUGGUUCCGAUCUGUACUUGUUCAAUAAACGAAGCGUGGGAAAAAAGAAGAAGCCAAUAGGUGCGAGAGACUUGGCUUAUCUCACGCUGAUGGCGUCGUGCAUUAAGGCCUUUAACCCAAAGCUACCAUACAAGAAGGUCAAAGAGGUAAUACUGGACAUACUGUGGUUCGAGUCCAACAUGACCAAGAUACUGGAAGCGGCAGAAAACAAAACAGGAAGCGAUCUUAACUUUUUCAGAAUGACCAUUGCAGAUCUAAGAAACGUCUCUGAACAUGUGAACUGGCUGCAGAUGCUGCAACGCCUCUUUGAUAGCGUGAACGUGACACUGACAGCGGAAGAGCCGGUAGUGCUCAAUGAACUGUACUACUUCAGAACCCUUGUUGACUACAUAAUGAAGAACACAUCCAGACAUACGACUUACAACUACAUGAUAUGGCGCCUUAUCAGAAACUUUGGGCCCAUGGCGCUGCCAAAGAUGCGGCAGCUCUCCUUCAAGAUUACCCAGGUCGAGCGCGGCGUCAAGAGAGACAUUCCUCUGUCGACGAGAUGCGUCUACUACAUCAGCGACGUCAUGGACUUUCCAGCUGGGAGGCUUUACGUCGAGCGAUACUUCAGCAAAGAGGCAAAGAAGGACAUUCUUAAUCUCGUCAACGAACUGAAAGAAGCAUUCGGUAAAAGCAUCAGGAGAACUAAAUGGAUGGACGGAUCUACAAAAACACAUGCUCUUAAAAAACUGGAAACCAUGGUCACGCACGUUGGAUACUCGGAUGACCUUCUCAACGACACCUACCUAAACAACAUGUUCAAAGAGGUCAUUGAUGCCAAGCCGGGGCAGCCCUUCAUUCUCAAUUACGUUUCAUUUCGAAAACAAUGGGCCAAGAUAAACUUGAUGACACUGCACAAGCCUUACAGCAGAGAAGAAUGGUCGUCAGGCCCUGCUGUCGUGAACGCUUAUUAUUACCCGCUGGUCAAUGGUAUAACUUUCCCUGCCGGAAUUUUGCGACCACCAGUGUUCGAGUACGGGGUUCCCAUGUAUAUAAACAUGGGAGGAAUCGGAGCCGUUAUUGGACACGAAGUCACGCACGCGUUCGACAACACCGGAAGCCAGUUCGACAGUGACGGUAACAUGAGAAACUGGUGGACGAACAAGACCAGAGAAAAAUUCCUGGAAAAGACGAAGUGCUUCAACGAGCAAUACGGCAACAUUACAGACGAGAGACUCAAAGUAAAGCUUGACGGCAAGAGAACCGUGGGAGAAAACACAGCGGACAAUGGAGGAAUUCAUCAAGCAUACCACGCCUACCGAGCUUGGGCAAAGAAGCACAAAGUGAAAUCCUUGCCUGGACUCCAGAACUUCACCGCCGACCAGAUGUUUUUUAUCUCGGUGGCCCUGACAUGGUGCAACAACCCUCGACCGAAACGUCUUCAGCAACAAAUACACUCCGACGUUCACGCGCCGUCCAGAUACAGAGUAAACGUGCCCUUGAGCAACAUGGAGGAGUUCUCUAAGGCGUUCAAAUGUCCCAAAGAUUCUCCAAUGUACAGCAAAAGAAAAUGCGUACUAUGGUGAGCCCAAAAAAUACGGAUCAAAGCAAUGGGCACGGAAAUCCUCAUAACGUGACCACAUUGCCCCCAGAAGCGCCAUGCAGCAUCCACUAACCAGGUCGGCGCACAAAGACCAGAGUUGCUGGAUGAAUAAACGCGUUUCUGUUAUUGUUUUUUU
Dermacentor andersoni is the source of this 2551-nucleotide messenger RNA. Its product is annotated as neprilysin-21-like. Gene Ontology annotation, biological process: protein processing. NCBI's taxonomy places the organism in Eukaryota, Metazoa, Arthropoda, Arachnida, Ixodida, Ixodidae. Gene Ontology annotation, cellular component: plasma membrane. Gene Ontology annotation, molecular function: metalloendopeptidase activity. The record is from RefSeq and is a predicted model, not a curated record.